CUUCAUGCAGCCUUCAGCGAGAAGAGCCCAACCAGCAUCUUAGUUGCUCGCAUGCCGACGUAGGGAUCCGAGGAUAACCAAUAAUGUAUGCCGCUGCUGAAGCCCUCACUGCAGCCACACCUAGUGAGGUUUCAUCCCGGCGUGGUGGAGAGGGGCGGAGAGACGCAGGGCUGGUAAGGGGCAGAGCGAAGCCCUCAGAGAUACCCGAUCGCAGCGUCGGCGGAGAGCUGCGGGAAGUUCGCCGGGCACCGUGAGCUGGUGAGCGCCGGUCCUCCAUCAGCAUAACACAAGGCGAGGCACGUGUCCACGAUGGAUGGCGGCUCAGGCCCUGCGGUGGUCACUGCACCCCCGACCUCCGUCCCCCACUUCGACCGCGUGGUGGGCAGUCCGGGGGGGAACCUGUUCCACAACCUCCGGCAGGACUUCAACAUGAUGGAGCAGAGAAAGAGGGUCUCCAUGAUCCUGCAGAGCCCGGCCUUCUGUGAAGAGCUGGAGUCACUGAUUCAGGAUCAGCUGAACAAAGGGAAGGAUGCCACCAACCUGCUGGCCUUGCAGCAAAUGGCAGAUUUCUUGACCACCAGCAUGCCAACUGUGUACCCUAUGAUCCCCCGGGGGGGCAUGGCCACAAUCAACAUGAGCCUGGGGAUGGUUAUCCCCGUGAACGACCUCCGUGGCUCUGCCUCUGUGGCUUAUGAAAAGGGCGAGAAGCUCAUGCGCUCCAAGCUGGCCGCUCUGUACCGACUGGCAGAUCUCUUCGGCUGGUCCCAGCUCAUCUAUAACCACCUGACUGUGCGACUCAGUUCUGAGCAGGAACAUUUCCUGGUUGCCCCCUUUGGACUUCUGUACAGUGAGGUCACAGCCUCCAGCCUGGUGAAAGUUGACAUGCAGGGUGAGAUUGUAGACAGAGGGAGUACUAACCUCGGCGUGAACCAAGCUGGAUUCACCCUUCACUCGGCCAUCUAUGCGGCCCGGCCUGACGUCAAGUGCAUUGUCCACAUCCACACAGCAGCUGGCGCCGCGGUAUCAGCCAUGAAGUUCGGCCUCCUCCCCAUCUCACCGGAGGCCCUCUCCCUGGGUGAGGUGGCCUAUCAUGACUAUCAUGGCAUCCUGGUGGAUAAGGAGAUGACCCUGGCUAUACAGAACAGCUUAGGUCCCAAGAAAAAAGUGCUCAUACUGCGGAAUUAUGGCCUGCUGUCGAUUGGGGAGACGGUGGAGGAAGCUUUCCACUACAUUCACAACCUCGCUACUGCUUGUGAGAUUCAGGUUCGUACCUUGGCCGGUGCUGGGGGCCCCGAUAACCUGGUCACUCUGGACCCAGAGAAGUACAAAGCCAAACGGCAGAGUUCAGAGUCGGGCGAUGAGGAGGCCGAGGGCGACCAGCCGCGCUGGCAGGUCGGGGAGCAGCAGUUUGAGGCUUUCAUGAGGAUGCUGGACAACUUGGGGUACAGAACAGGAUAUCCGUAUCGCUGUCCAGCCCUGUGCGCCAAGAGUAAGAAGAACAGCAGCGUUGACAUGCCCCUGGCCCUCACUGGUCGCUCCUACAGCGAGAUCAACGGCCCCGGUACCCGCUCCCUGCCCAGAAUCGGCGGGGCGUCACGGCGGCUCAGCGCGGGCUCCUCUGACGGUGGCCCCGGUUCCCGGGUGUGGAACAACGUCACGCGCGGCCAUGUGAAGCCCUUGCUCAGGUCUCUCUCAUCUGGAGUCUGCGUGCCCAGCUGCAUGACCACCUGCCUGUGGUCAAAGGAGGAAGGUGCUCGGCCUCCUGCUGUGUCCAAUCAGUUUGUCCCCCUGAAUACAGACCCGAAGGAGGUGCUGGAGAUGAGGAACAAGAUCCGUGAGCAAAACCUACAAGACAUCAAAACGGCUGGACCCCAGUCCCAGGUCCUCUCCGGGCCUUUGAUGGACCACAGCUUUGGACAGAGAGGUACUAUCUGGCAGGACGCCCCCCUGUCAGACUGUACGGACACGCUCGAUGGGCUCAAUCUCUCAGAGCACGUCCGCGUCCCUGCUAGGGCUGAUAGAAAGGGGGAGCUAGUGACCGCCUCCAAAGCCAUCAUUGAGAAGGAGUACCAGCCAAAAGUCAUAAUCAACAAGACUGGUCCGAAUCCCUUCAACAGACUGACAGACCAGGAGUUAGAGGAGUACUGUAAAGAAGUUCAGCGCAAACAGAAAUGCCCGGAAGACCAAUCACAAGAGAUGGAGGAAGACUCAGAACGCAGGAGCCUGAGCUCUUCACCAAUCAAAGAAGACAAAGGAUCAGAGGAUGGGGAUGAUGAAAAAGAUUAGUUUGCCAUAAGGCGCAGCAGAAGCCAGCCCAGGUGUGACCAUCUUGUGAUGUCUCUCUCAAUCUAGUCCUGCUCAGUAACCCAAUCAACCCCAGGUCCUGGAGAUUCUGCCGGCUCUGGUUCAGGCCAAUACUCCUCAGGAGAAAACAACUGUGCUGCGGAUCCUUAACUGUCCUUGUAUUUAAUGGGCACCAUCUUCCUUUCAUUUUAUAGCCUCUCUGAUUACCUGCUCCAUCUUCUGAUUGGCUGUCCCCAAGGCCUAACUUCGGGUUAGCCACCACUCAUUGCUGCAGGCCAAAGCAUAUGCAGGCUUUUUGCCAGACCAACUUUUGUUAGCUAUGAAAUGGGCAGUUUCUCUACAGGAGUAAUUCAUUUAAAGCUAAUAGGCAUAAAUUCAUAUUCAGUAACAGUAACAAAUGUAUGGGGGCCCAAAAGCCUGCGUAUAGCACCACCUGCAGGAAAGAGUAGAGAAGGGUUAGUGCAUUUUAUCAGUCGACAUCAGGAAAUGUAACUAAAAGAAGUUAAAAAGAAGGCACAUUAAUCAGUGGUGGUGUGUGGCUGUAUCUGGAACGUGUUAACCCUUUACCACCCGUGAAUCCCUGCUUCAGAUUCUUUCAUGUUUCUGUAAUCAAUACUAGAAUGACCGGUUGGGACUGAACUGUAUUUAGACGUGUUAACCUUUUUAAGUUUGGUUUUCAGAUAUGUAUGAAUGUUUGUGAGGGUCAGUGUUAAAAAAAAAAAAAAGACAAAACUGGGGGGUUGGGAAAAUGCUGCAUGAGAGUGUAUAUCGCCUUACUGUUUGCUUAAGGAAUAUUACAAACGCAAAGAUCCCUGUAAAUGACACACUGAAGCCGUUUGAGCUUCACCUAGCAAGUACCAAGAAGCUUCAAGGGAACACAAAAUGUACAUUCAGAGAAGCGAUCUAGAACAUUGUUUGUUUUUUCCUGAGCCUUUAUAAUGCUCCUGUUAAUUUAACAAGUCUGCCCGUUCUGUGGGCUUUGUUUUUGUCCCUCACAUCCUUCUUUGUAAACUCAUGCCACUGAAGUGUGGGGAAACUUCCAGGGUGGUGGUUCUGUCUGGUAUGCUGGACCUAUCAUGUUCAGUAUCAUUUGCAUCAGGUGUCUUCCUUGAUCUAAUACCUUGUUAAACAGUAAUUUGACCCCUUGAUCCUGUCUGCAUCCUUUAUGUAAUCAGUGUCAGCCCCUUGAUUUGCUCUUGCAGAGGUACCUAAUAAACCAGUCGCUGAGUUUAUUUAA
Molecule: messenger RNA, 3541 nt
Organism: Paramormyrops kingsleyae
Lineage: Eukaryota; Metazoa; Chordata; Actinopteri; Osteoglossiformes; Mormyridae
Product: alpha-adducin-like
Biological process (GO): barbed-end actin filament capping; positive regulation of adherens junction organization; positive regulation of establishment of endothelial barrier
Cellular component (GO): plasma membrane; cytoskeleton; postsynaptic density
Molecular function (GO): actin filament binding
Source: RefSeq, a predicted model, not a curated record